AUGGCCAGCGAAUCCGACAUGAGACGCCAUUCAGCCUUGCCUGACACCUCCAUACCUCAGCUAUCGCUGCCGCGCUUCACCGAGUCGGAAUCUCCAACCUCCGCCAUUGCCGCCACGAGCAUCGCUUCCACACCCCCCGCCCCGAUACCAGAACCAACAACGACACCCGUGGAGCCAACACGCUCAAGCUCUCUCGACCACGCAGCGUCACAAGCUAGUACUGACGAUGAAGAUUCUAUCUCUCGCCCUGAGACCCCACCAAUCCAAGACGAGACCCCAAAGCACCGCCGCUUCUCCAUCCUAAGGUUUCGCAACGCCUCCGACUCUCAGCUCUCUCUCAGAGCCAAGCAGCAGGCCGAGAAGCCUCCGCCGAUGCCCCGGCCCCCCGAAAUCAUCACCACGGCGCCUGUACUCGAGAUACCUGUUCCCCAGAAGAAACAGUCCCGUAUGCGUCUCGCCGAUCGCUUUCGAAAAUCAGGCGAAAUGCCCAGAGCAAGCGAAGAGAACAUGACAAGAGCACACACCUGGAAGAACAGGAGGACCCCCGGGCUGGAAGAGCUCGCUGCGAGGAGUCGACCAACUCUGGUGACAUUUGAAGAACCUGUUUCCAAGACUUCUUCAUCGCGGACGCUACCAACUGCUGAAGAAGGCGAGUCUCAGGGCUUGCCUAUCCCCCUUCACCGCGCCUCCGAAUCUUCUCGAUCAGAUGUCAGUUCGGCACACACCGCAAACCCUACAGAGACGACACCAACGAAGCUUUCAGCUCCGCUACCAACAAACUUCUUCCGCUUGCCGCGUAGGAAGAAUAAAUCGGCUGCACCGCUCUUUGAUCUUUCCCAUCUGCCACAGAAAAGCAAGCCGAUCAACGGCGAUUACGCUGCCUCUUCGAGCUCCAUGCUCGGCGUGUCUCAACCUGGAGAAGGCAGCUCCCGACCGCAUAAUCCAUCGAGGCCUUCCUCCAGCUACAGCGCAAAUGCAGAUUCGGUUGUAUCAUGGUCAGCGGCCGAUGUGGCAACAAAACCUGCAGUGUCGCCUGCCACAGCCCUCUUUCGCCCGGGCUCCAUACACUCGGGACGCUCCUCGCCAACGCGAGCGCGACUGCAACUGCGUGGUAGAUCAUCUACGAUGAGCUCUCUAGGGCGAGAUUCUAUGGAUGAUUUCCUGAAUCCAGGCACGACUCGCACUUCAUCAUCCACCGGGCGAAAAAGCCUGGGUGACCUUUUUGGCCUGAACAGGUUGCGACAGAACUCGGAGCUCGCAAGCGGGCGCCCUGGAAAUCUUACUCCGGCAACCCCUGGCUCGAGCACCUCCAAGAACAACUCUUUACAAAUCGCUCGUGAGCCGGUGGCUUUACCGGAACGACGGGAGGAUGAAACUGCGGCCAAAUACCUCGCACGUAUCGAGCAGCUACUCAGUCGGGGCGUCAUAGCCAGUGCGCUAUCUCGCGGCACAGAUCCAUUCUUUGCCACAGUAUUGCGGAGUUACAUGCGCCGCUUCAGCUUUUUCGGGGAUCCCAUGGACAUGGCUAUUCGUAAACUACUUAUGGAAGCAGAACUGCCCAAAGAAACCCAGCAGAUUGACCGAUGUCUAGAAGCCUUCGCAAAUCGAUACCACGAAUGCAACCCUGGGAUAUACUCUUCACCGGACCAGGCUUAUUUCAUCGCAUUUUCCCUCUUGAUUCUUCACACGGACGUUUUCAACAAGAACAACAAGUACAAGAUGCAACAAAACGACUACAUCAAGAACACUCGGGGUGAAGGUGUUUCCGAGUCUAUCCUUCGAUGCUUUUAUGAUAAUAUCACCUACACCCCUUUCAUCUAUCUGGAGGAUGACGUUGAUUUGCACGGUGAUCGACAAAAGGGGAGGCGACGGACCAUUUUCGCAGGCGGCACUCCAGACACAGCAAUCAAGAAGUCUUCCAAGGAACCACUAGAUCCUUAUACGCUCAUCAUUGACGGGAAGUUGGACGUCCUACGACCAAGUCUGAAGGAUGUUAUGGAGUUGGACGACAACUACAACUACCUCGGAACAGCUAAAAGCCUGAAUGUGAGGGAGCUGCAGAGAACGUUCUUCCGGACUGGUGUCUUGCAAAUUGUAUCGGCAAGGUCUCGACCAGAUGCCUUCCGAGAUGAGAAGAGCACUACCAACCCUGAUACUGCCCCCCAAGGCGUAGUCGACAUCAAGAUUACCAAGGUUGGUCUACUGUGGCGGAAAGACACCAAGAAGAAGAAAACAAGAUCCCCGUGGCAAGAGUGGGGAGCUAUUCUUACGGGCGCUCAACUCUAUUUCUUCCGGAAUACGGCUUGGGUGAAGAGCCUUAUGCACCAAUACGACACACACGUCAAACAAGGCUACUACGGCGAACCAAUCACGUUCAAGCCACAGCUGACUGACUUCAAACCGGAUGCCUUCAUGCCAAUCAAGGAGGCAGUUGCGCUUGUCGACUCAACAUACAAGAAGCACAAAAACGCUUUCAACUACGCGAGGCCGGGUGCUUUCGUUGAGGAGGUUCUUUUGGCAGACAACGAGGACGAGAUGAAUGACUGGCUGGCGAAACUCAACUACGCUGCUGCGUUCAUGACGUCGGGUGUCAGAAUGCGAGGUGUCGUCGGUGGUAAUUAUGAGGGUCAAAGCCGCCGCGGCAUUCGAAGACUUGACAGCUCGAAUAACGCACAGGUGGUUCAGACCCCAACUGGCGAGGUCAGCAUCGUGAGGGGCAAAAUUGAUCACAAGGAAGCCGAGUCUAUUCUUGCACAACGGCACGAGACUAUGGCCAGAUCUGUGGAGAAGGCGGAUGAGGAUAUCUCGGCCAAGGAAAAAGAGCUGGAAGAAGACUUGAGGAAUGCGCGACACUUACAGAUUCUUUCUCCCAUCCAGAGCAAGUCUCGCGAAGAGCUUUUGCGAGAGGCUGCGCGUAUGGAUGUGAAAAUCAAGUGGAUCAGGAUGGAAAUUUGGAGGAUCAGAUGUCACCGGGAUGUCUUGAGCAAGGAUCUUGAGGAGGAAGGCCUCUUGGCAGAUAUGUCACCUGCGAAAAACGGCUCGCGAGGAACGGAAGCGCAAGAUGUGUCGCUCGACAUUGACAAGCCCCUUCCACCUCAGCCAGAUGAUCGAGAUUCGCUCUCGCUCGAAAACGGCCAUAUCGGCAGCAAGGCUCAGCAACACCAAAAUUCCGGUUCUCAGCCAGAAGAGCCUGAUGUCGAUUCCCCGACCACAGAAUAUUUCCAGACACCCCCAACAAGUGCCACUUUCCAGUCACAUAGGCACCAGAGGUCUUGGGACUCGAAUUUGUCAGCGUCGGAAGAGCCUCUACGACGUGCCCGGUCUGAGUCUCAAGCUGCGGCUUCUUCUGUGCCAAUUCAGUCCGGCAGAGGGAGCACUAAACCGCCCUCCACACCACAAGGCUCCCGCAGCCAGGUUGCUGAGAACAGCAUAGACCAACAUGCAGACGAUGUCGACGCUGAUGAACGCGACUUGCUCGAACAGGCUGGGCUCCUAGAGUCGCCGUCAUCUCGUCACACUUUAGCUGGAGUUCGCACGGGAUCUAUCUCUGAAACUGGCGACCUAUCGGAGCAACGUGAUGCCCCCGGAAAUGCUGAAAAGGCCGACAGGAACAAAAUACGUCGAAGCCUGCAGAGGACUCUGAGGGAGAGCGCCGGUCACUUAUCUCAUCACAGGAGUAGAAAGGGCAAGGAUUCAGCUUCAAGUGGAAUCUCCGAAGACACGAUCAGAGACGAUAUUCUCAGUAGAGGAUCUGGCAGUUUUGUGGUGCAUGGAAAGAAAGCAUCAGUCAUCAACUUUGGCGAGGGUCUGCAACACAUGCCGACAGAAGAGAGGUUGAGGCAGAAAAUGCAGGCGCAGCGAGAAGAGCCUGUAUCUCCGGCAAGCCUAGAAGAGGAGGAAGACUACCAUGAUGCCCUUGGCCAACAGCCGACCAUGAAGGAACGCCGCGAGUCGACAGCCAGCGCCAGUACUGCGACGGCAAGGAGUUUUCGCGAACUGCACCGUAAAUACUCUACCGCGCAGGCUCAUAAGACACCAUCGCAUGGAGGCAAGCUUUCGGUGCCAUCUGACACGGAGAGUGAGCGUGCGCUAAGCAUUUCGGAAGGUCGUCGUACACCGCUCCCGGCGAUCGAGACUCAGUUUGGAGACGAAGAGGAGGCAGAGGCUGGAGAGCUGCAGAUGGACGAAGAUCGGUCACCGUUGUCGGGGCCAAUCGCGUCGAGACUUGUGUCCCCGAAGAGUCCUGCAACCAGGUCAACAGCGUCUCCCUUGGAAGAGCGUGCCGGCGAGAGCGCCGACUCUCAACAGCGACAGAAGCUGUCAGGUCCGCAUGUCCAGUCGGUCAAGGCUUAG
Molecule: messenger RNA, 4353 nt
Organism: Verticillium nonalfalfae
Lineage: Eukaryota; Fungi; Ascomycota; Sordariomycetes; Glomerellales; Plectosphaerellaceae
Exons: 2
Coding region: 1-4353 (1450 amino acids)
Biological process (GO): regulation of ARF protein signal transduction
Molecular function (GO): guanyl-nucleotide exchange factor activity
Source: RefSeq, a predicted model, not a curated record